AUGACCGCCAUCCUGGCCCUUCAGAAGAUGCACCUGUCUGACAAACACUUAGUGCGUAUUGCUGAACACUACGGACACCGCUUUACAGUAUUCCACUCCCCUGACCCCUCUGCUCCUAACGCGCGUGGUGUAGCAUUUGUAGUUAAUACUAGCCUCAUCAGAGUGACCAAUGCACACGUCCGCACUUUGGUACCUGGUCGAGCCAUCCUCCUUAGUAUUCCCUGGCAGAAUGACUGCACACUACAUCUUUUGAAUGUCUAUGCCCCGAAUGACCCCACUGAGAACCAACAUUCCUGGUCACAACUCCUUGAGCACUGGACAACCAACCACUCGCCGCUUCCAAAAGCAGACAUCAUGCUUGGUGACUUCAACCUGGUCAAAGAUGAGCUUGACUGCCUUCCACCGUAUGCUGACCACACCAGAGCUGUCGUGGAGCUUAAUGCACUAAAAACAUGCCUGGGACUCUACAAUGGCUGGCACACCACAUACUCCGACAAAUGA
Messenger RNA from Phanerochaete carnosa HHB-10118-sp, 501 nucleotides. RefSeq lists its product as uncharacterized. Lineage: Eukaryota; Fungi; Basidiomycota; Agaricomycetes; Polyporales; Phanerochaetaceae. The record is from RefSeq and is a predicted model, not a curated record. The transcript has a single exon. The coding region runs from base 1 to 501 and encodes 166 amino acids.